UGGCUGGAAAACUGUCAAUUUGAGUUCAGUUCCGUUCCGGUGAGCAUCGGUGGGUUCCGCGAAAAAAGAAACACAAUUUUGUGAGUGCGCUGAAACCUACAAAAGUUUAUCGAUCACGUGCAACGAUCGGCAAAGGAUUAAUCAUCAUGAAGCUACUAAUCUGUGUACUAAGUGUGUGCGCCCUAGCGGCAGGCCAGGAGAGCUUCAAGGAUUGUCUGAAUCAGGAUUCAAUCUCCUGCGUGCAGAUGAUGUUUUUCCGCAAAGCACGUGAAUUCUUCGACCAGCCACAGAUCAGCCUCGCCGGUGGACUUUCGUUCGUCAAGGCUGCCGGUCGUGAGUCACGCUCCUUCAACGCCGACAAUGCCAUCGUCGAAUCGGCCAAUAGCGUCGAAACCCGCGAAGAAGCCCUCGAAAACUACGUCGUCGAACGGACCAAGAACUUUUUCCAGGAACGCUCGCUGAAUUUGGAUAUGGCUAGCGCUGCCCGAAGCCUUUCGACCGUGAUCCCCGAUGACGUCAAGUCGUCGAUGCGCGCCCUCGUUUCCGAGGCUCGUGGCAAGAAGAAGAUCCUGAAGUCUCUGCUCCCAAUCUUGGGACUGGUCAAGCUGAAGGUCGUCGGUUUGGCUAUUCUGGCUCUGUUCGGUAUUGCUCUGAUCGCCAAGAAGGCUCUGAUCGUGUCCGUGAUCGCUCUGAUCCUGUCCAAAUUCCUGUUCCUGAAGAAACUGCUCGGAGGAAAGAAGGAGGAAACCCAUGCCUACCACGGAUCAUCCGGAGGCUGGGCUGAAUCGAGCGGAUAUGGCGAUUAUGGUUCCCACAGCCAGCCUGCUCAUUCGAUCGCCUAUGCUGGACACAAACCCGUCCGGAAGUAAGGUGCGUCGAUAUUACUUAUCUCGGAGAUUGAGGCCAUAGUCGGGAGUGAUCCGGGACGGAUCGACAUCGGUGUCUAGAAAUCCCAAGGUCGGAGGAUGCAGCUGAACGUGAACGAAGACAAAUUAAUUUAUUGAAAGUAUUUAUUGAUGCGUUUUUGGUUCGAGCGAUUAAUUUAUUGUUAGUGUUACAAGUUAUUUUUUUGUUUUACAUUCGUUGAUGAGAGAUAAGUUUUCUGUUGUGAUUUUGUUAUCUUAUUCAGGAAUUUUUCUUCUAAUUUCUUUUCUAAUUUCCUCUUCAUCAAUUGAUUCCUAUUAUACCUACCAGGCAACUUCCGGAAUCGGGGAGUUUCUCGUUUUCAGAAAGACUCCCCCGGAAGCUCCGUAAAUCUACGCUCUAACUUUACACUCACAAUCUAGUCUUUACAUUUUAUCCAUCGAGGCUGAUUAAGGUAAUUUGAUCAGUAUCAAAGCAACAACAAUAGAAAUAAUUUCCUCAACUAAUCAACUCUUCCAUUCUAUCCCCUAUACACUAUACUUUUGUUGUUCAGCUAGAAAGUCUAUCUAAUUUCUGCGGUGGAGCUCUUCCUGUAAUCAAAAGUUUUUCCGGGAACUCGAUUAAGCGUGGCUUAGCAAUAUUUUACACUUGACACUUUCCUAUUUUGAACUCCAUCUCCAUCUUUCGGAUCUAAGCCGUGCUGUGUGCCGGUUUAAUUUACGAUGGCCACUAGCACUCUUCUUCACUGUCCCAUUUCAACGUUACCUGAUUUUACAUCCCAUUAUUCAGCUCCAUUUUCUCCAACUCUCGAAUUUAAUUUCUUAUGCCUUUUCUCACUCUGCUAAUCUCUUAAUUUGUGUUCAAGUUGUUUUCUGCCGAGCGCCUAUAAAAAACCAGCAAUUUAACUGACGAUUUUCAUGUUCGAUGAACUUUGGUAUGGAUUCCCAUAAACAACUAGUAGCAUCUGAUAAUGAGAACAGAAAGAGCGGCCACUUGGCACAAAACUUGUGCAUACUCGUACACUAUCAUUAGCUCCAGUUCCUUUUUGUUUUCUAGCAACUACAUUAAGCUUUUCUAUUACUAUCGGCUCUUUACUAUUCACUCUGUCCGUUCCAUUUCUAUCUCUAUCACAAUCUGUUUCUUCAAACUACUCUUAAAAAAACACGUCGCCUUUUCCACUUUUCAUCGCCAACACCAAAACCGACUGCAGCAAAAUAAACACUGCACCGACUCUCGUAUGCAAAUGCACCAAUCACUGCUUAAACAUUUUUCACACUUUUUCUGCACAAUCUUCUAACCACUCGAGAAGGAAAAAGAAGCGAAGAAUGACUAAGCAGCCAGAGCAGUAAGCUUUAGUAGCGGAAACACAAACGUCUUAACUUAUCUAAACUGUUCAACUUCCUCCCUUACCUCUGUUGUAAAUAAAGAUAGCGAAAGUAAAAUACAGUACCAGUAAUAAAAAAAAUAAUACCAACAUUG
Molecule: messenger RNA, 2343 nt
Organism: Uranotaenia lowii
Lineage: Eukaryota; Metazoa; Arthropoda; Insecta; Diptera; Culicidae
Gene: Osi6
Exons: 2
Coding region: 147-869 (240 amino acids)
Source: RefSeq, a predicted model, not a curated record